This is a messenger RNA of Sorghum bicolor (sorghum), 2219 nucleotides long. RefSeq names its product protein NRT1/ PTR FAMILY 8.5. Gene Ontology annotation, biological process: oligopeptide transport; transmembrane transport. Gene Ontology annotation, cellular component: membrane. Gene Ontology annotation, molecular function: transmembrane transporter activity. The record is from RefSeq and is a predicted model, not a curated record. The coding region runs from base 313 to 2040 and encodes 575 amino acids. NCBI's taxonomy places the organism in Eukaryota, Viridiplantae, Streptophyta, Magnoliopsida, Poales, Poaceae. The transcript is spliced from 7 exons.
ACCGAGCACCGAAAUUCUCAGACAAAGAAACCAAAACCAAAACAGAAAACUGAAAAAACCGACAUACAAUUCGGCUUGGUUCGGUUCAAUUUUGGUUUACCUUUUAAAAACUGCCCAGCCUGAAUCCUCCGUCCAAACCUCCGCUUCAAACAGGAUGGGUCGCUCCUUGGCUUGGUUCAUCCCCAAAUCAUCAGGAUUCCGUGUUUGGUUUGGCCACAGGCGGAGGUAUUUGAGGUGUAGGACUGCAAGCUGGUCGAUCUCCUUCAGUUGGAUUUUUUGGGAGCCAUCGCUGAUUCCACCCUGAUCGAUCCCAUGGAUGCACAAGAUGAUGAGAGGCCACUGAUCCAUCGCCUGCCACUACAGGAUGAAACUUCUGAAUUUACUAGCGACGGGACGGUUGAUAUUAGCAACCUGCCUGCUCGGAAGCAGAGAACUGGGAAUUGGAAAGCAUGCUUCUUUAUUAUAGCUGGUGAAUUCACUGAAUCUGUGGCCUUCUUCGCGAUCGCAAAGAACUUGGUCACUUACCUCACGGGUGUGCUCCACGAGAGCAACGUCGAUGCUGCGACGACUGUGUCCACGUGGAUUGGGACUUCAUUCUUCACGCCGCUCAUCGGAGCGUUCUUGGCCGACACAUUCUGGGGACGAUACUGGACAAUAGCAAUCUUCCUCUCCGUAUACGUCACAGGGAUGAUGAUCCUGACCGGUUCAGCUCUUCUUCCACUGCUGAUGGGCUUGUCCUACAACCGAGGCAUUCACCGCCUCACCGCGUACCUGGGCCUCUACCUUAUUGCUCUUGGCAGCGGUGGAAUUAAGCCAUGUGUCUGUUCGCUCGGUGCCGAUCAGUUUGACGCGGCUGACCCAGUGGAGCGGGUGACCAAGGCCUCCUUCUUCAACUGGUACUACUUCUCGGUCAACAUCGGCUCCCUGCUGUCCGCGACUGUGGUCGUCUGGGUGCAGGACAACAUUGGCUGGGGACUCGGGUUUGCGAUCCCGACGGUGCUCAUGCUGUCUGGACUUGCUGUGUUCGUCGCCGGUAGGAAGGUUUACAGGUACCAGAGAGUGGAAGGAAGCCCUCUGACAAGAGUCUCCCAGGUGCUUGUUGCUGCUGUCAGGAACUACCAUUUGGUCUUGCCUGAAGACAGCUCUGCUCUGUAUCAGGUGCCUUCACCAACUGAAGGAAAUCAUUGCAAGAUUCAGCAUACAAGUCAAUUCAGGUUCCUUGACAAGGCUGCCAUUGUAGCGCCAUCCUCCGGCGACGGCGAGAAAGUACGGACAAGCCCAUGGAGGCUCUGCACGGUGUCCCAGGUCGAGGAGCUGAAGAUGGUGCUCCGGAUGUUCCCCGUGUGGGCGUCGAUGGUGCUCUUCUUCGCGGCCACCGCCCAGAUGUCGUCGACCUUCAUCGAGCAAGGCGAGACCAUGGACAACCACGUCGGGCCAUUCACCGUGCCGGCAGCAUCCCUCGCCAUCUUCGACGUCAUCAGCGUCAUGUUCUGCAUACCCAUCUACGACAAAGUGCUUGUGCCGCUGGCCCGGCGCGCCACGGGCAAGGAGCGAGGCCUGUCACAGCUGCAACGGCUGGGCGUUGGCCUCGCGCUGUCCGUGGCCGGAAUGGUGUACGUGGCGCUGGUCGAGGCCCGGCGGUUGUCUCUCACCCACGCAGCGCCCGACAGGCAGUCGUCGAUGAGCAUCAUGUGGCAGGCGCCGGCAUUCGCGGUGCUCGGCGUGGGGGAGGUGUUCACGGCCAUCGGUGCCCUUGAGUUCUUCUACGAUCAGUCACCGGACGGCAUGAAGAGCCUCGGCACAGCCCUUGCGCAGCUCGCCACCGCGGCGGGCAACUACUUCAACUCUGCCGUGCUCGCCGCCGUCGCGGCCGUCACGACGCGCAACGGGAAGCCAGGGUGGAUCCCCGACGACCUGAAUAAGGGCCACCUGGACUAUUUCUUUUGGUUGAUGGCUGUUCUCGGUGUGGUGAACCUGCUGUACUUCCUGCAUUGCUCCAUCAGGUACAGAGGCAACAACAGCAGCAGGGCAUACUCUUGACAUCAUAUGUGCCCACUAUAUGACAAGAUGACAAUAAAGAGAGAUGGACAUCGGAUUUAUCAGACGCCAUUCGUGGCGUCCCCACAAUAAUGAGUUUGCUCGCCGAUCAUGGUCACACAAGAAUUAUGAUGCUAGCUAUUAAGCUGAAUUAUAAUGCUAGCUACUAAGCUGAAUUUGCU